AUAAUUUUUACGGCCUUGGAGUUUUCCAUAUUGGCCAGUCAUUAGUGUACUUUACUCUAUGGUUGAACCAUAAUCCAAAGAGUAAAGUGAGUAUACCAAAGGCCAUAAUCAGAGAGUGUUGAACAAAUUAGAUGAAUAAUUAAGAUUUCAAGCAAUUAACUCUAUUUUUUUCGUAUUUACUUGCUUAAAUUAUUUCUGCCGAUAUAACAAUGAGUAAUACUAAAAAAGUAUUUCAAAUUCUGGUGGGCAACAAGAUCUUUUGCAAUGUUUGCUUAAAAGACAUCGAAGAUGAAAAUUCAUAUUAUUUUAAAGAUGAGAUAGCUUUAGACGUCAAUAAAAACAUCGAACUUUCCGAUUUGUUAGAUAACAUUUUGGGAUUAAAAGCUACAAGCAUCUAUGCUUCAGGGAUUAUAUGUCAACAAUGUUUGGAAACAGCUAUAGCCUCCUAUAAAUUCAUAAAUAUGUGUAAACAGAACAUAAAACACCUUAGUGAUUCUGUGGUCUUGUUGGCAGACAGAAUGAACAGUAUUGUAAAAGAGGAAGAGGAUAGUAUGAACACUUUAUUUAUAUCACUGGAACCUGAAAUUCCAAUAACAUUUGAUGAUAAAUGUACAGCUGGAUAUAAUAGCAAUGGGAGUGUGAAAAGUGAUGCAGACAAGUGCGACUCAAGUGCAUCUGAUUGUUUUGAGCCAUUGGUCAAAGUAAAAGUAAAAAAUUAUAUGCAUAAAAGAAAAAGCAAAGCUAAGAAAAUACCAUUGAAUGAAAUUAUUUAUGACAUAAACAAUAUGUCAGAAAUUAAAUGUAAAAUUUGCCAAAACAAUUAUUCUAAUUUGAAUAGAUUAAAAGAGCAUUAUCUCAGAAUCCAUGCCCCUAAAACUUUUCCCUGCACAGAUUGCUCUAGAAGUUAUGGUUCUGCUGGUAUAUUGGCAGAGCAUAAGAAUAACAGUCACAAGCCCUUUAUGUGUUCACAUUGUGGCAAGACUUACAUUGGUAAAUCAACAUUUAAAGUACAUUUGCAAAGACAUAAAUUGAGGUUAAUUUGCCAAAACUGUAGUAAAACUUUCAUACACAAGAGAAGUUACGAUAACCACAUUAAGAACAUUUGUGUUCCAAAAGAAAAGAGGAUUUUAAAUGAGAAAUAUGUUUGUGACUAUUGUGGGAAAUGUUAUAAUUGUAAACCAAAUUUACGAGUUCAUAUAAGAUUUGAACAUGAGAAUGGGAAAGGUCACAAUUGCCCUUGGUGUAAUAAAAAGUUUAAUGCUAUUAGCAGAUUGUCAAACCAUAUUGUUACUCAUACCCAGGAAAAAAAAUUUGGCUGUGAUAUUUGUGGAGGACGAUUUGUAACAAAGCCUUCGUUACUUUAUCAUACUCGUAUCCACACUGGGGAAAAGCCUUACCAGUGUAAAUAUUGUGAUAAAACGUUUCUCUCUGCAUCUAGAAGGUCAGAACAUGUAAAACGUCACCAUGCUGAACCAAUGAUAGAAUGUAAUUUGUGUCAUAGCAAGUUUCGAAGUAAGUCCUGUUUGAAGAGGCAUGAGAAACGGCAUUUUAACCCCAAAAGCAGAUUACAUGUCUCACAGAUAUCAGACAAUAAAGAUGUCAAAGUUUAAACCCCAAUAGAGGACAGCAUUACUCUCGGCUAAUACGAAAUAAAAAUGUCAAAGGAUUUACAAAUAUAAUCAUUCAUUUAUUGCUAGAACAUUUUUGUCUUAGUUAUUUAGUCAUUAAUGGCAAUACACACCUAGCUCUAGGUGGUGGGAUAAUUUGCUAUGACUCUCCCUGAACGAAAAAACAAUUUUGCUUGUGCCAAGUUGCAUUCUUUAUAUGAUUUUGAGAUUAAAAAUAAUCUAAUAUUUGUAGUUUAUUUAUGAUGAAUACUUAAUUUAGAUAUACCAAUCUGAAUUG
Chilo suppressalis (striped riceborer) is the source of this 1905-nucleotide messenger RNA. The record is from the annotation of a GenBank genome assembly. Lineage: Eukaryota; Metazoa; Arthropoda; Insecta; Lepidoptera; Crambidae.